Messenger RNA from Pocillopora verrucosa, 1154 nucleotides. RefSeq lists its product as uncharacterized. Lineage: Eukaryota; Metazoa; Cnidaria; Anthozoa; Scleractinia; Pocilloporidae. The record is from RefSeq and is a predicted model, not a curated record. Gene Ontology annotation, molecular function: oxidoreductase activity.
CCUCUGUCCGCUAUCGUAUCAGACAUUUCAGCAAUAUUUUUUAAAACGUUUUACAGCUAAUUUUGUAGUUCAGAUCUCUAUAACAAGUUUUGGAACUAAAAUGUCGAUCACUGUUGAUGUAUAUUCUGAUUUGUCCUGCCCUUGGUGUUACGUGGGCAAGAGGCGGCUCGACAAAGCCAUUCAGCAGUAUACUGAAGCUGGCAUCACUGUACAUUGGCAUCCCUACAUUAUAGACAAAAAUACUGCUGAAAUGGGAGAGGAUUACAUGGCAUACAAUACCAGAAGGUGGGGAGGUGAUGGAUGGACACGAUCACUCAGAAGGGCUGGACAACAGGAUGGAUUAGGAUUCAAAAACUGGAAAACAUGGCCAAAUUCUUUACAUGGUCACCGCCUCAUUCACCUGGCUGGGAUGCAGAAAGGACCAGAAGGACAAGGAAAAGCUAAAGAUCUCCUACUGCGCAUGAUCUAUGAAGAUGGCAAAAAUGUUAGUGACACUGGUACACUGAUUGAAGCUGCUAAAGAACUGGGCUUGGAAGGUGCAGAGGACUAUCUCAAAUCUUCCUCUGAUGUAGAUUUGGUUUUGUCUCAAGAUUCAUUUGCAAAAUCUCAAUUGAGAAUAUCUGGUGUGCCCUACUUUGUCAUAUCAAGUGACAAUAAAGAUAAGAAGACAAUAUCUUUGUCUGGAGCCCAAGGCACUGAGCAGUUUUUAGCAGCAUUUAGUCAUAUGACAAAAUAGAUGCCAUUGGACAUGUAAUUAUGAACAGUUGUGACAAUUAACUACUGUAAAAACAAUUGCCAACUGAUCAGUCAGAACUCCACUUGUGUUAGAGAUACAUGAUGUACUGGGUGAUAGAGGUGAUAAUUGAUGUGAUUGAUGUGAUAGAGGACACAUGAUGUACUGAGGCUUAAGUGGGUAAUGUAUAUUGACUGCAGCUGUAAUUUAGUGUGAAUCCUCUACAGCCAUGGGGGGCAGUGGCUCUUAUCUAACUUUCUUGUCCUUGCAGCAAUCAAUGUCAGAAUCCACACAACAAAAAUUUUAUUUUCUGAAAAGAAAAUUUUAUUAUUGAAUAAAGGGAUAAACAACUCAAAGGGUAAUAAUUAUUGCACUUAAUGCUGGACACUGUUUUUGAAUGAUGAAUCUAAUAUAAUAUUGG